AUGUUCGAGAACAUCGACGCCCGUAAAUUCACCAUCGAAGCAGCGCUUUUGGGGACGUGUGAGUGGCUUCUUAGCCACCCCGACUAUCAAGCAUGGCUUCACCCCACGCCAUCAAUGCAAAAUUCUCGCGUUUUGUGGAUCAGCGGUAAGCCAGGUGCGGGCAGGUCGACGAUCAUGAAAUUUGCAUACCGGAAUAUGAAGCGCGGAACCGAGAGUCAGCAUGCAGUUACAGCUUCCUUUUUCUUCAACAAGGAAGGUGGAUACUUGGAAAGGUCAAUCAUGGGGAUGUAUCGGUCGUUGCUGCUUAAACUUCUUGAAGGAUGCCCUGACAUCCAGCUUAUUAUGGAUGAUUCCACCAUGUUGUCACUGAGCUACGAUGGCUGCCCUUCUUUGCAUGUUCUGAAGCACCUCUUUUGCCAAGCAGUCUUUGCUCUUGGCCAGCGGUCAUUCUCCUGCUUUAUUGAUGCUCUCGAUGAGUGUGAUGAACAGGAAGCUGCGGACUUGAUGCAGUACUCCGACAAACUUACCAAGAUAUCCACUGCUGCAGGUAGCCUCUUUCGAGUUUGCGUCUCUGGUGGAGAUGGUCUCUCUAUCUCUCAUCGCUUUAGAGCCCAAAUCAUACUGGAAGACCAACCCGGCCACGUGAAAGACCUAAAAAGCACUAUUACACGCACACUUCAUGCUGGAACAUCUACAUUGGUCGAAGGGCUGCACUUUAAGCUUCUCCUUAAAGCUGCUGGUAACUUCAGAUGGGUGGUUUCAGCUGUCGAAGAUAUGAACACCGAGGUCGCACAGGGUGAAAUAUAUCUGGGAAAAGUACUCAAAAAUGCUGGACUAAUUUAA
Messenger RNA from Penicillium odoratum, 843 nucleotides. RefSeq names its product Pfs NACHT and ankyrin domain protein. The transcript has a single exon. Bases 1 to 843 code for a protein of 280 amino acids. The record is from RefSeq and is a predicted model, not a curated record. Lineage: Eukaryota; Fungi; Ascomycota; Eurotiomycetes; Eurotiales; Aspergillaceae.